CAGGAUGUUAUAUGCUUGAGAUUUGUUUUCUUUCUUUAGACUUUCUUGGUGUAAAUAACUCGUUUCUUCGGCUGUUCGGUCGGCCUAAAGUGCCGUUAGCGAUGGGUCAGUCGGCGUGGAAACCCCGUAAAGAUAACGUGUCGUGAACCGCAGACGGUGGAUAUCCAGUCCGGGUCAAUGGACGCCAGCGCAGGGCGUGAAGUGCUGCUGUUUUGACAGCUGGGUUGAGCCUCCAGUACCUGGUCCGAGCUGCUGACAACACACACGAACUUUAAACACUAAAGUUUAUUUGUGAUUUUGAUUCAGAGACAAAUCUCCACGUCCGUGAAGUAGUUUAUAAAGAGCUAUUGACGGGAAAGCAGAAAGGUGAGAGACGCUUCUCUUGCCACUAAUCUCCUCACACCGACCAGGGGCCAUGGCCUCUUCCCGGCUGAAGUACCUCUCCCUGGGCGUGCUGGUGUUCCAGACCACCUCCCUGGUGCUCACCAUGCGGUACUCCCGCACCCUGCAGGCCGAGGGCCCGCGCUACCUGGCCUCCUCGGCUGUGGUGGUGGCCGAGGUGAUCAAGAUCAUCACCUGUGUGCUGCUCGUCUUCAAGGAGCACAGUUACAGCAUGCGAGCUCUGAACAGCGUUCUGCGUCAGGAAAUCAUGCACAAACCCAUCGAAACGCUGAAGCUGGCGAUUCCCUCCGGCAUCUACACGCUGCAGAACAACCUGCUCUACGUCGCCUUGUCCAACCUGGACGCUGCCACCUACCAGGUGACGUACCAGCUGAAGAUCUUGACCACGGCGUUGUUCUCGGUGUCCAUGCUGGGCCGCCGGCUGGGCGUCUACCAGUGGCUGUCGCUGCUGAUUCUCAUGGGCGGAGUGGCUCUCGUGCAGUGGCCCUCUGAGCCGACGGCGGCCCCAGAGAAGGACGCCCCCUCUGCGGGCUCCCAGUUCGUCGGCGUGGCGGCGGUGCUGGUGGCGUGCUUCUCCAGCGGCUUCGCCGGCGUCUACUUUGAGAAGAUCCUCAAGGAGAGCAAACAGAGCGUCUGGGUCCGCAACAUCCAGCUCGGGCUGUUCGGCCUGGUGUUUGGCCUCUUUGGGAUGGUGGCCUACGACGGAGAGAGGGUGAAGGAAUCGGGAAUGUUCCAGGGAUACAACACGGUCACCUGUUCCGUUGUAGCACUGCAGGCGCUGGGCGGUCUGGUCAUAGCAGCGGUCAUCAAGUAUGCAGACAACAUCCUCAAGGGCUUUGCGACAUCGCUCUCCAUCAUCCUGUCAACUCUUAUAUCGUACUUCUGGCUGCAGGACUUCGACCCCACUGGCGUGUUCUUCCUGGGGGCCGUUCUGGUCAUCGCGGCCACUUUCCUCUACGGCUACGAGGGCCGGCCAUCCCCCAACCCCAGCAGGGCGUAGGACCCUCGGGGGGCCCAGACUACAGCAGCAGCAGGAGGUCCUGUUGAAGCGGGGGGGGAAAAGACUCGGUGGGGGAGUUGAAAGGAGGACGGAGAGCUGGAGGAAAAGAAGGGGAAAGGUCUUUGACAUAUGUAAGAGGAGGUGAGCAGGAAGAGAGGAAAAGGACUAAUGAACCAAAAGCAAUGCUGCAUGUGAUUGGUCCCACACACCAAAAGUGCCUCAGCUGAGAUGGAUACCCAAUGAGGAAAGACAUCGGGUGAAACCGGAUUGUAUGUUUGUUUUUUUAUUUGUUUUUGUUCAAUAAUAAUGUCUGGAGAGCAAUUCUCAUCAGGACCGACUGAUUGUGCUCGUGAGGAUUCGUUUGACUGCCACUCGCUGUCACUGCCGCGUCAGCCACUACGAUAAAGGGUGAGAGGGGCAGUUACUUGAGAUGGAGUGCGAUUGACUCGCCCACCUCAGAGGUGCAGUGUUUAAGACUCUUGAUAGUCUUUUUCUCUUCUUUUUUUUUUGUCCCACUUUGAGCUCUCGGAGCACAUUUUAGGCCAUUUUCCCCCAAAGAUGAGCCUUCACCGCCAUUGUUUGCUCUAAGGACACGCGGUCACACGUGUGCACCGUUGCCCAUAGACUUGCAUUGGAAAAGCGAUGACUGAGGGAAAUCUAAUUCCUACUAUAAACAAUUGAAUAGCUUCUUUUUUUUAAAUUUGUAGGUGCUAACAUUCACUAAUGACUGAAUCCAGAGUUAUUUUUUCUUCUGUUUAUGUGAAUGAGGUUAUGAAUGAGGCUGGGAGGCGGGGUUAAAGUUAUAUGGAGUAAUUAAAACGUUCCUUUGCUCAAUGCGCCGCUCUCCGUAGGAACGAACGAGGCCCCGCCUCCAACGCCGUGGCCACUUCUCCGUGUGGCUCUAACAGUCGAAUGGUUUCAGAUGCCCGGCAGGCAAAACUCACCUUUACACCACGGGCGAUGUAUUCACCAGAACUAGUAUUGUUUCCUUUAAUAUCAGCUCCCAUUUGACAUUUUAUUCAGUUAUUUUUUUGGGAAACAGCUUUUGUUGCCAAGCAACACUGAGUCAUUGGGACUUCCCUGAUUCAAUGCAGUGACCGACCGGUCCGACCGGGUGACGUUUAACGUUUAACAGAAAUCUGGGUGUUACAGGAAUGAAAGUGAGUAUGUGGUGAACAUUUUGUACGACUUGAAAGUACGUUAACCUGGGGUGUAAAUAAUCACCACCAUUUAAAUUGUAAUCUGAAAAAUCUAAAUGAAUCGUCUAUUUAAUUAAUUAAUUAAUUAAUUGGGCUUUCACAAUUCAAAGCCCCUGAUUGUAAACAUCCAGUUUUUUUUCUUCAUUUUUUCUUUCCUUUUUGGAUGAAGCGGGUAUAAUUAAUAACUUGAUUAUUAUGAUUAUCAAUAUGUGAAUAUUUUAUAAAAGAAAAAUGUUUCCUAGAAGAUUUUUGUUAUUGCGUUGAUUUCAUUGAGUAUACCCCACCACCAGACCUCUACUCUAAAAUGUGCACUAUUAUAUAUAUUUCAUAUUUCUAUAUAUAUAUAAUUUAUAAAUAUAUUAAAUAUUUAUAUAUAUUUAAUAUAUAUAUAUAUUUAAUUUAUUAAAUAUAAUAAUAUUCCGUUGUGCAUAUAUAUAUUUAAUAUAAUAUUUUGAUAUAUAUAUCUCAUUUAACCACCUUCGCAGUCAUUCAUUUAAACCCAAUUGUCUCAACGGCAUUGUCUUUUUCUGGGUACAUCUUUGCACAAUAACAAGUUUACCGCGUGUGUUUUAUUCCUUGGCAGGUUGCCUUUCGAACGGCAAACUCCAUGAAAUGAAUAAAUUCAGACUUUUGGUUCA
Messenger RNA from Pseudoliparis swirei, 3239 nucleotides. RefSeq names its product solute carrier family 35 member A3a (gene slc35a3a). The transcript has 8 exons. Gene Ontology annotation, biological process: pyrimidine nucleotide-sugar transmembrane transport. Gene Ontology annotation, molecular function: UDP-galactose transmembrane transporter activity. NCBI's taxonomy places the organism in Eukaryota, Metazoa, Chordata, Actinopteri, Perciformes, Liparidae. Gene Ontology annotation, cellular component: Golgi membrane. Bases 416 to 1402 code for a protein of 328 amino acids. The record is from RefSeq and is a predicted model, not a curated record.